UGCGCCGCUGAAUUAAUGCGCUUCCUCACUGUCGACUUAGAAGGACAGAGCAUAUUUAUCUUGCUAUCGUUUUAAAGCAGCGUUGAUGUAUUCUUUACUCAGAUCCUCCUAAUGCCAUCGAUUCUCCAAAAGUCCGACCCAGAAACACUGUUUUAGAAGUUUCAGAGCUGAGGUUCGAGACCGUGUCGAUCAUUUGAGGAUCUUAAGGCCGUGUAACUGCAGUGUGUCGCCGCAGUCCGCCUCCAGCAUCACAAACAUGGACCAGCACGCCUCGACGUUUGGAGUGCAGCUCUUCAUUUAUGACCUGUCGAGAGGAAUGGCUCGACAACUCAGCCCUAUAAUGUUAGGAAAGCAGCUUGAUGGCAUUUGGCACACAUCUAUAGUGGUCUACGGAGAGGAAUUCUUCUAUGGUGGUGCCGGGAUCUCUAGUUGCCCACCGGGUGGGACGAUGCUCGGACCUCCAGACACAGUGGUGGAGCUGGGGAACACGGAGGUGACGGAGGAGAUCUUCAUGGAUUAUCUGUCCUCACUUGGAGAAACAACAUAUAGCGGUGACAAGUACAGAUUGUUUGAACACAACUGUAACACGUUCACUAAUGAGGUGGCCCAGUUUCUCACUGGCAAUAAAAUUCCCUCCUAUAUCACAGAUCUGCCCUCUGAAGUGCUCUCCACGCCAUUUGGUCAGGUGUUGCGGCCAAUCCUGGACUCGAUACAUAUUGCCCCUCCAGGCGGAAACGUGAUCAGCAGCCAAAAUAAUCAUAGCUAGAUCAGCUUUGUAAUCUCUCUCUCUCACACACAAACACACACCUACUCGCGCAAUAAUUCACACAUACUCUGUUUAUACACACACGUUUGCCCUGUUGUAAAUGAAGUUGGCUCCUAACACCUUGUUCAAGAGCACGGAACAAAAUCUCAUCAAUUCUGGUCCAUAUUCACAGUUGCCCAGAUAUUCAGAGACGGUUUUGCUUAAAGUGUUUCGAGGUCCCGGGUCAUUCUUACCAGAUCACGGAUGGUGCGUAUUUUCCCAGUGUUGAGUUCUUGGUUUCUAUGGUUUUCAUUUUAAUAUGUAUCUUUACUUUGCAUCUCUACAGCCCACCACGUGCAAAGGUCAUUUGUUGUUUGUUGAUGACAAUCCAACUUUUUUUUCCCUGCUGUUCGUUUUUAUUCCUUUUGCAUCAUUUUAUGCAUUUUUGGCCCCCCCAUUAAUUUGUCUGCUGAUAUGUAUUAAUAUUCGUAAGCCAAAAAAGUUGAACGUCUAUCUUAAAUUUUAUUCUUAACACUUAUUUAUUUUUGUGAGUGACUUCGUGGCAAAGAAGCACAUGUUCUGUGACUCUGAAGAAAUGAAUAAAUGUGAAUGGAUAUAUGGCGGCUCAGAUUUAGAGAAAUAUCUGUGCCUUUGUCAUGGCAGCUUGGGCUACAAGUAACGUUUUAGUCAGAAUUAAACUGCAAAGUACAAACUAUUUAUACAUGUUAGAGUAGAUGUUGUCUUCUCCAUUUAUUUACCCAGCUGAAUGCUGUUAUAUGUGCUUUAUGCUGAUUUUUACCUUAAUGAAAGGAAAGUUUGCUGCUGUUGUCAGUGUUGAAUGUGUUUUGGUCUUUAUUAACAUAUUCCUAUUUUAAAUCGGUUUAUUUAUUGAAUACAAGCGGCGGUGUCAUAUUCAGAGAUGUUUGAUGAAAAAGUAUUUCCACUCUUUUGUUUUCAUGCUGUUGUUGUCAUUGUCGAAUAGUUGCUAAUUGUUUUGAGCUUUAUACUCAUGUUUUAACGGAAGUCAUCUCAUUAAAAAAACAGCUCUGCAUAAA
Molecule: messenger RNA, 1800 nt
Organism: Puntigrus tetrazona (Sumatra barb)
Lineage: Eukaryota; Metazoa; Chordata; Actinopteri; Cypriniformes; Cyprinidae
Gene: desi1a
Product: desumoylating isopeptidase 1a
Biological process (GO): protein modification by small protein removal
Molecular function (GO): peptidase activity
Source: RefSeq, a predicted model, not a curated record